CUUGCGCGCUCUUGCGUCCAGAGGAGCGCGCGCUCGGUGUCUUUGUGGAAAGAGGAGGAGCCGAGGAUGAAGGGAGGGGGGAAAGAGAAAGAGAAAAAAAAAGUGGGAAGGACGAAAGGAGGAGGAGAAAGGAAAGUGUCGAGGGGGGAAGGGAGGAGAGGAAAGUUGGGAAAAGGGGGCUUUUGGGGGGGCAGGGCAGAGGAGGCGAAGGCGCAAAAAAGAAGGCGAAGUUGGGGCAAAGUUUGGAGACGGAGUUUGGAGACGGAGUUUGGAGACGGAGUCGCGCUUUUGGAAAGCUUUGGAGAAGGAGGCCUUUCCUCCCCAAGGGAAGAAGAUUCCCCCUGGAAAAAGAGGGGGGAAAGAGGCUCAGAGAGGGGCCAAAAUGGGGCAGGAAGAGCCCGAGAGGAGAGGAAGGAGCGCGGAUGGGUAGGAGGGGGAGAAAAGCGCAAAGUUCGGGCGAAAUUUGGAGAGACCUUUUUGGAGAGGGAAAAGGGCGCCUUGUGGAGAGGGGGAGGGGGUCCCCGAGUAUGGCCUCGCUUUCGGAAGACCCCGAAGACCCUCCCCGGCCGGAGACAGAGGAUCUGGAGACCCCGAAGGAGGACGGAGGGACGGAGCAAGCUUCUUCUUCUUCUCCUCCCCGCUUCUCGGCGGAGCAAGUGUCGUGCGUGUGCGAGGCGCUGCUCCAGGCCGGGGACCCCCACCGCUUGGCCCGCUUCCUGGCCACUCUCCCCGCGGAGGCGCUCUCCUCUCCGGACUCCCCCGCCGGGGAGAGCCUGGCCAAGGCGCGGGCCUUGCUGGCCUUCCAACGGGGGGCCUUCGAGGAGCUCUACGGCCUGCUCCAGAGCCGCCCCUUCGGCCCCCCGCACCACGCCUUCCUGCAGGACCUCUACCUGCGCGCCCGGUACCGGGAGGCCGAGGCCGCGCGUGGAAGGGCCCUGGGCGCCGUGGACAAGUACCGCCUCCGCAAGAAGUUCCCGCUGCCCCGCACCAUCUGGGACGGCGAGGAGACCGUCUACUGCUUCAAGCGGCGCUCCCGGGCCGCCCUCCGGGACUCCUACGGGCGCAGCCGGUACCCCAGCCCCGAGCAGAAGCGCCGCCUCGCCCGGGACACCGGCCUCUCCCUCACCCAGGUCUCCAACUGGUUCAAGAACCGGCGCCAAAGGGACCGAGGCGGAGGGGGAGGAGGAGUUCCAUCCUGCAGCGAAUCCGAUGGGAAUCCCAGCACGGAGGAUGAAUCCAGCCAUGGGCCUGAGGAAACAGAAGUGUCAAUUGGGAUGUCUAGUACUCCGGAAGGGGUCCCAGCUUCCAACAGCCUUUUCCUGCCAGCCGCCGGCUCCAGUGCCUCUUCCAUCCUUCUGAAUGGCAACUUCAUCACCGCCACCUCGCCCACCAUGUUCCUCAAUGGUGGCUCCGUUAUCCAGACCUCAAGCGGAGGCGUCAUCCUGAACGGUUUGACGCUGGGAGAUAACCAAACCAUCACCUUGAGUCCGGUGACAGCAGCAGCACCCAGUCCCCCCAUCCUCCUCAAUGGCUCCACGGCUCUCUUGAGCAGCAAACCCAUCAUCCCCGCCAACCAGGAGGUCUCCAAAGAGCCCCUUCCGCCAGCCACUGUCCUCCUCAGCACACCAGUCCCGAAGUCCGAAAGUGAAGAAGCCUUGGGUUUUGGAGUGAAGAAAGAGGAUGAGGAGAAACAGUCCGUCCACCCCCUCGUCUCUCUCCCUGAUGCCUCCACUCUGCUCUCCAACCAAAAAGAGGGCCUCUUGGGUACCGUUUCGAUGCCGCAAGUUGUGCCAUUGAAAGAAGAAGAUCAAGUGGCUACUCAACCGGCAGCCACUUCUAGCCCUUCAGCCAAGAUAGUCCCAGCUACCCCAGCUUUGCCAUCUCCCCUGGAAGCCGUGCCUACUAUGAGUGGCCAGCUCACCUUGGCGACUCCAUCUCCGGCCGCCGUCUCUUCGUCCGAUCAAGCCACCGUUCUCCACGUCCCAGCCCCGUCCCUGGUCCCCAUCGCCCAAGUUUCACCUCCAUCCCAAGUCGUCCCCCUCUCCCAGCCUGUUUCGGGGACCCAGGUGCUCUCCCCGUCUCAGAUGGUCCCCAUGUCACCCACCCAGAUCUAUACAUUGCCCCAAGGGGUGGCGGCCCCCCAGAUUGUCUCUCUCCCCCAAGUGCCCCAAGGGUCGCAGAUUAUCUCCCUGCCCCAAGUGGUGCCCACCUCGCAGGUGGUGACGCUGCAGCAAAAUGUGGGCAGCCCCAUCCAGAUCUUGACCAGCUCUGCCCCCAUCAAAAUGGGCACCGUGGCGGGGACGCAGCAGGGGACGGUGGCAGGUGGGCACCUCGGACAGAGCGGCGGCAUGCAUCUCAUCAACACCAACAUGGGCAUCACUGCGCUGCAGCUUCCAGGCACAACACCAGGGAAUAUCCUCCUGACCAACCCGGCGACGGGCAGCAGCACCAUCGUCACCGGCAUGGCACUGCAGCAAGGCAAGCUGAUCUUGACCGCCACGUUCCCAGCGGGCAUGUUGAUGGCACCCAUACUCUCGACUACUCCGGCAGCAGCGGCGCCCAGUUUGGCCCCUCCAAUCAAACAGGAAGAGGCGGCUACUCCGGCCGCAGUUCUCGAGCGCCACGAAGAUGGUGGUGGCAACUUGUUGCUUUCGAGUGUCGCGUCCGAAGUCUCCUCUCUCUCCGCUUCUGACAAUACUGGGCAAGCCAGCUUUUCGUCCUUUGGCCCGGACUCUGGCCCAUCCAGCUUGCUUUCGGAUUUCUCCCAAAACGAGAGCCUGUCCCAACAGCAGAUGGUAUGGUCCGACCCCGUCGGUAUGGGCCUCCAAGGGAAUGGCUCCGUGGGGCUCUUUGAACUGGACAAGGACCCCAUGGAGGAGCAAGCGGGGUUACUUCGGCUCCCCGAAGACGAAGGCCUCUUGCUGGACGACUCAGGGGGAGACCCCAUGGAUCCAGAGGGUCUCGACUCCGGGGAGAAAGUGCUGACCCAGCUGCAGUCGGUGCCGGUGGAGGAGUCUCUGGACUUAUAAAAGGACAGCGAGUUGGGUAGGAAGCUCAUCCAUCCGUUCUUCCCUUCAGAGGAAUGGGAUUUUGCCUUUGAAGCUAUCCUUCUUGGUUGCGUUUUAAUGUCGUCUUCCAGACCAGAGGUGCUGGUUCAGGAACGUUCGAAGUGCCUUGAUAAGGGAAACCCCUCUCCCGCAUGUGUGAAGCUUCCUUCUUCCAUGGUUGCAUCUUCCUUUUGCAUGUGUUUGUGUGUGGCAAAUACGAGGGUUGAAUGAAAAGUAAUGCCUCCACCUUCGUUACUUGAGUUUGGAUGGGAAUGUUUUAAUAAAUCAAAGGCAGGAAUAAUCCUUAGAAUGUGCUCUUUAACUUGCUUGAAAUUUCUCUUUGAGUGGCAUGACGAUCGUCCUGAAUCAAUCAUAGAAUCAUAGAAUCAAAGAGUUGGAAGAGACCUCAUGGGCCAUCCAGUCCAACCCCAUUCUGCCAAGAAGCAGGAAUAUUGCAUUCAAAUCACCCCUGACAGAUGGCUAUCCAGCCUCUGUUU
This is a messenger RNA of Anolis sagrei ordinatus, 3544 nucleotides long. NCBI's taxonomy places the organism in Eukaryota, Metazoa, Chordata, Lepidosauria, Squamata, Anolidae. The record is from RefSeq and is a predicted model, not a curated record.